Molecule: messenger RNA, 2037 nt
Organism: Toxotes jaculatrix (banded archerfish)
Lineage: Eukaryota; Metazoa; Chordata; Actinopteri; Toxotidae
Product: NMDA receptor synaptonuclear signaling and neuronal migration factor
Exons: 15
Biological process (GO): positive regulation of neuron migration; regulation of neuronal synaptic plasticity
Cellular component (GO): nucleus; cytoplasm
Source: RefSeq, a predicted model, not a curated record
AUGGGAACUGCCGUGUCCAAAAGGAAGAAUUUAAGAAACGAUGCGAUAUCUUCUGUGGCAGCAAAAGUUAGAGCAGCGCGAGCGUUUGGAGAGAACCUGUCCCACACACACUCUGAAAACCGAAACGGAUCAGCUCAUCUUCUGUGUGAAACCUUGGUGGGUCCCGACCCAGAGUCGCCAACUGACACGAUUGGCUCCAACAACAACAACCACCUCCAUCCCUGUACUAACACAACCAAGGGCUGUGACGAUAACCCAGAGCCCAGCCUGGUGAAGCAGCCGCUGGGCUUGCUCCAGCCACCUCCGCCCUCCAUCACCAUUUCUACCAAGCCGGCGCGGUUGUCCCUAGAGCGCAGCUUUUCAGCGGAAGAAGACCAGCAGAAGUGUGUUGAGUGCACCCUUCAGCCUGCCCGUGUGUACACCAUCACUACCCAGCACGGUAUGCUGAUGAGCAGCGGCCGGGGCAGCAAGGAGAGCCUAGAACUGGACGUCCUGAAGGAGAAGUCGGGGAGUGGUGGGGUGGGAUCCAGAGGUGGCUUGAUCCAGGCCUCCACUUCCCCUUCCUCCACCUCUUCGUCUCCGACCCAGUACCGCCACACCAGCAGCGGCCGUGGCACCAGCAGCUGUGGUAGCAGCCACCACCACAGCAACCAUCACCACAGUAACCAUCAUCACGGGAACCACCACCACCACGCUGUCAUGGGCACCAAUGCGCCCUCCAGCAGCGGAGGAAGCAGCGGGGCAAGUGGAAGCAGCAGUAGCACCCAUCAGCAGCAGCAAUCUCUAAACGUCGCCGGGUCCCACUCCCAUCAUACAUCACACCACUCCCACCACCACCAUCACCUGUCUCAACCCCCGCUGCAGACCUCCGUCAGUGCCCACAAUAUUCGCAGCUGGGGUGAGGGUGGAAAAGGGGAGGCGGAGUGCAGCGGGCUGGCCUGUGACUCGUGCAGCGGAGCCCCCUCGCGGAGCCAGGGCUCCCUGGACCUGGAGAGUGCACCCCGAGAGGCAGGCAAGCAGCACAGACGCCUAGAGCGGAUGUGGAGUGUGGACCGGGUGACUGGGCUGGAGAGAGAGGACACUAACUGGUUCCCCAAGGAAAAUAUGUUCACCUUUCAAACUGCCACAACAACCAUGCAGGCGUGAGUGGCUUUCCGGGGAUUUGUGCAGAGAAAAAGGAGAGAGAGGGAGCAGGAUUCGGCAGAAGUCAUCCAGAGGAACUUCCGGAAGCAUCUUCGGAUGGUGGGCAGCAGAAGGAUUAAAGCACAGACAUUCGCUGAGCGUAGAUCGAAGAGUUUCAGCCGUUCCUGGAGUGACCCCACCCCUGUCAAGACUGACUCUCCACAUGAACCCAGAGACAGCGGAGACCUGCAGAGCUCCUGUGCCACCCUGGACGAAGGAGGCCUCGACGACACUUUAGACUGGGAGGAGGAGAGAGAGAUGGAGCGACUUGCCUGUGAGGGGGAUGACUUUAUACCUCCCAAAAUCAUGCUGAUCUCUUCUAAGGUCCCCAAGGCGGAGUAUGUGCCCACUAUAAUCCGCAGGGAUGACCCGUCCAUCAUCCCCAUACUCUAUGACCAUGAACAUGCAACUUUUGAUGAUAUUUUGGAGGAAAUAGAGAAGAAGCUCACAGCUUACAGGAGGGGAAGCAAGUUCUGGAGGAUGCUCAUCUUCUGUCAGGGAGGCCCUGGUCAUCUGUAUUUACUGAAGAAUAAAGUGGCGACCUUCGCUAAGGUGGAAAAGGAGGAAGACAUGAGCCAAUUCUGGAGGAGGCUCAGUCGCUUCAUGAGUAAAGUCAACCCAGAACCCAACCUCAUCCACAUAAUGGGAUGCUAUGUCCUUGGCAACCCCAAUGGAGAAAAGCUGUUCCAGAAACUGAAGAAUCUGAUGAGGCCUUAUUCUGUCGAGUUCGAGUCACCGCUGGAGCUGUCUGCACAGGGCAAAGAGAUGAUUGAGAUGUACUUCGACUUCCGCCUCUACCGACUUUGGAAGACACGCCAGCACUCCAAACUCUUGGACUAUGAGGAUUUUUUGUGA